AUGGAGCAAGAAGUCGACGCCUGGAUCGAGCAGCUCUCGCAAUGCAAGCAGCUGACAGAGCCCGACGUAAAAAAGUUGUGCGACAAGGCGCGGGAGAUCCUGAUGGAGGAGUCCAACGUCCAGCCCGUGCGCUGCCCCGUCACCGUCUGCGGUGACAUUCACGGACAGUUCCAUGACCUGUCUGAGCUGUUCCGGAUCGGGGGCAACUCGCCCGACACGAAUUACCUCUUCAUGGGUGACUACGUCGACCGAGGCUACUACUCGGUAGAGACAGUCACCCUGCUCGUUGCAAUGAAGCUCCGCUACCGUGACCGCGUCACCAUCCUCCGCGGGAAUCACGAAUCCAGACAGAUCACCCAGGUUUACGGCUUCUACGACGAGUGCCUCCGCAAGUACGGAAACGCCAACGUCUGGCGCUACUUCACCGACCUCUUCGACUACCUCCCCCUUACCGCCCUCAUCGAGUCCCAAAUAUUCUGCCUUCACGGCGGUCUCUCCCCAUCGAUCGACACCCUCGACCAUGUUCGUGGGAUUGACCGUGUUCAGGAGGUACCCCACGAAGGCCCGAUGUGCGACUUGCUCUGGUCCGACCCCGACGACCGCUGUGGCUGGGGCAUAUCCCCCCGCGGAGCCGGCUACACCUUCGGCCAGGAUAUCUCCGAGGCCUUUAACCACAACAACGGCCUUACGCUCGUUGCGCGUGCACAUCAGCUUGUAAUGGAGGGUUACAACUGGGGUCAGGAUAGGAACGUCGUGACGAUCUUCAGCGCACCGAACUACUGCUACCGGUGCGGGAACCAGGCCGCGAUUAUGGAGAUUGACGAGAAGUUGUCGUAUACCUUCUUACAAUUCGACCCCGCACCGCGCGCCGGCGAGCCGCUUGUCUCCCGCCGCGUACCGGACUACUUCCUGUGA
Molecule: messenger RNA, 915 nt
Organism: Peniophora sp. CBMAI 1063
Lineage: Eukaryota; Fungi; Basidiomycota; Agaricomycetes; Russulales; Peniophoraceae
Source: the annotation of a GenBank genome assembly